Molecule: messenger RNA, 5771 nt
Organism: Pelagomonas calceolata
Lineage: Eukaryota; Pelagophyceae; Pelagomonadales; Pelagomonadaceae
Source: the annotation of a GenBank genome assembly
CCGAAGAGCAGCCCUCUUUUUUUGCGGAGAGCACUCGUUUGCAGCGUGAGAGUUUCACUUCGAACGCAGCACAACUAGAGCGCACAACUCUUUUGCAGCCUUGAGACUAAACGGUCGUACUGCUCGAACGCAGCAAAAUUGUAACCACUCAGCAAGAAGGCAUGGAUUAGUGCAGCAAUGCCGCGCAGGACUCCUACUAAAUUCAGACCGCUGGCUGCUGCCGACGAGGCGCCGCAGCCGCGUCGUGUUGAUCAUGCAUUAGACCUCGACGCAGCGGCCGCAGUCGCGCAGGCGCUGCGAGCGCAGCAGCAAGCGCCGCGCGUUGAAGCGAAAAAACCGCGAAGCGGAGGAGCGUUUGCGAACACGGCCGACGAGCCGCAGCGACCGCAGCAGCGGUCCGCAGCGCAGCCGGCGCAGCCGGCGCUACGUCGCCGUUUGGACCUUAGGGAGGACAUAGCCGCCGCGCGAGACGUCGAACCGCAGCCCACGCCGGCUGAGGACGCGCACGAGCAGGACGCGGCUAUUCACGUUCGGCGCUACGCGAAACCGAAAAUACUCGAAGUACCCGGCGACGACGGAUUAUAUCGAGCGAUCUUCGGCGGGCACGCGACGACGGAGCCGGUCGUCAUUUGCCUAUGCGAACGGUGCGGCUACGGGCGGCCGGCGACUGACCUCGAGACGCCGUUCAGCAAUGGCAUCGGCGAGCCUCACUACAACAUGACGUUCGGCGAGGGUAUGUACGCCCAGGGCGCACCGAUACCAUUAAAGCAGCCCACCUUUAUCUGUAGACGGUGCCCGAGGUACGGCUCGCGGCCCUAUGGCGUGGGCGGCGCCCGGCGCAUCGCUCCGCCCGCGCCGGAGAUUGCGAUCGCGACGCCGGCCGCGCCAACCGCUUACGAAGCGACUCCUAUAGUAGAAAACCUUCAGAAUAUAGCAAGCCGCAAAUUAUGGGAGGAGUGCGUCGCAAAUAGCAAGAACCCCGAGUAUCAGAGUGCUCUCAACGAGUCGAGAGCGACUGCUAAGCAGGAAUUAGACGAGAGGCGCGCGCAGCUCUCCGUCUUCCAGGGCCAACGCAUGGCUUGUAAAAUGCUCGACUUGGUCAAGCUAGACCCGCCGCGGAGGGAAGGUUUACGCGCGUUAAACGUCGCGGCACUGCUCGAGGACUUUCGAAGCCUCGCGAAAUCGAAAGGACUCCCGUUCUGCAUUCGCUUCGCGCUGGAAGCCGCACUUCUCAAGAACGAGCCGCUCAAGGACCAGGUCACGUGCGAAAACGUCGCAAGGGCGUUCUCGACCAAGGUCGUCACCACGGUGGCACAGAAUUGGAACCGCCGGCGGCGCGGUCAGCUCGAGUCCUGGCACACGGCCGUCGCGCUCGGCGAUCCUCUGGCGGCGCUCGUCGGACGGCUCGCUGAGGAGCGCAAAGAUACUAGAUCGCCCGACGAAGCUCUGCGUCUCUUCUCGAGAGCUACGGAAGCGGCAAUGGACGACGCGCUGCGACAUCGGAUUUCCAACGAGCGCGCGCUCUUCUCGGGCGGUGCAGAUACGUCGGCAAAAGCACGAGUGCAGGUGCCAAACCUGCGGGCGCGGCUCGACCACGACAUGCAGACGGGCACGGUCAUUCUUGUGCCAAAUUCUAUCGAGUUCCGUGGGCACUCGAGGGCGACGCACUUUGAGUUGGCGGCCGCAGACCGCUUUGUGAGUUCGCGCAUCAAAUUCGACGCGGGAGAGAUCGUCGAGCACUUCACGAAGCGCGGCGGCGAGCUCGCGCCGAUUCAGUGCUGCGACGAGGACUGCUACUACCUCUUCGACAAGGGCAUCAGCCCUACUAUUCAUUUCCUCCGGACGCGCCCUGAAGCCGACGAGCUGGACCGCUUCUAUUCCGCCGAGAACUUUCUGCAGUCGCUCGGCGACUUUACAGGCGUCAAGGACUCGAAGCUCGGCCACCGCGUUUCGUUAGCGUUCACGGCUACCAUCCCUACGGUGACGCUGGCGCCGCACCAAAUAAGUGUCAUCCCGGACGUCUGGCGAGCCGGCUACUGCUGGUCCGACGGUUGUGGCGUCAUAUCUCAGGGGCUGGCAGACCUCGUUUCGCGGGCGAUGGGCACGCGCGUCACGGCGUGUCAGAUUAGAAUCGGUCUUUGCAAGGGUAUGCUGGUCAUCGACCCCACGCUGACCGGAGUCCAGCUGUUGUUACGACCCUCGAUGAUUAAGGGAGCUUCAAGCAAGGCCUGUGCAGAAAUCGAAAUCAAAUCGCCAUCGCGUCUGCUCGAUGGCGUGUGUUGAGAGUACACUCAUGGGCUAAUACCGCGCAGGCCACCGCUGCCUCGAGGUCAAGGCCGCCGCGAAGAUCAAGAAGGCGGGCAACAUGUUGUUCUGCCAGGCGAUCAUCGUGAUCAGCAACAUGUUGAUGGACGAACGCGACCGCGCCGGCGGCGACGUGCGGUUCCUCCACGAGUUGAUGAACAAGUUCAUCGAGGGCACGCUGCUGUGGACGAAGGCCGACGGCUCAGAUGGGAUUCUGGACGAGGGCGCGACGCCCGAUCACCUCGCGAAGCUCGAAGCUGCGUGUCGGGAGAUCGAGAUCCUGCCGGAGACGUUCAUCGGGGACGAGGACGACGCCGACGACCGCGCGCGAUUACUGGAGCGGCGCUGGCGAUCACCCUUUAGCAACGACGGCACGCCCGAAGAUCUGAAAGUGCUGAAAGCCAUCAGCCGCGCUCUCGUGGCGGCCAAGGCCAAAAUGAACAUCCCUUGUGGCGUGAACGCAAGCGGAGAGAGCGACCUCUGGAUCGCUCAGGGCGUCUGCGCCGCCGACGUAAACAUAGAGUUGGCGGAAGGCGAGGUGUUGUUAGGUAAUGGAGCUUACGUCGGACCCGUGCUCUGCUUCCGGUCGCCGUGCUGCAACAAGGGCGACGUACGUAAAUUAAUGGCCGUAGCGGGCCGGCCGGCGUGGCGCCACCUAUGUGACGUCGCAGUCUUCAGCUACCAGGGCGAGCGCCCCGAACCCGAUAAAAUGGCCGGCGGCGACAACGACGGAGACGAGCUUUAUUUCGCGCUGGCCCGCGGCGCGUUUUAUCAGAUUGUCUUGCUCGCGAAAGAGGCGGCGCCUGCGGCAUACGCUGCGCGCGACCCGCGCUCCGAUGACGAACUACGCGCGUGGGCCGCGGCCGAUGCCGCGUUGAAGGCGACGACGGUCUUCUCGCCGAGCACCAGGGCGUUCUCCCCCUCGGCGACGGCGAUGAUUAGCAGUCUGCGCCUGUGUGAAAUCAAAACUUCAGACGCCCCACGCCAUCGACGCGACGGCGAUAGCUCACUGGUUGAUUUCCACACAGGUCUGCGCAUCCUUUUGGAUCGCGGGAAAUUGGUUCCUCGGUCGGCCAUCAAUUGGUUGCUGGCCGUUGAUCGACAUGGGGUAGCUUCGGACGCGGCAGAACGCUGGGCGCGGUGUCACGAGCUGGCGUUGGAUGUGCGGACGACCGGGCGCGGCGACGCGCUCCAGAACGCCUUCGACGCGGCGAUGCGGUGCUCAAGGUCGUCGUCGCAGCAGCAGCCACGCUGGAUUCCAAGCGGUGCAGCGGCGCCGCGGGGCAAGCUCGUCAACGGAAACCAUGAUAUCAUGAGAGGGAUGUUCUACCGCUACGAAACAAUCAUCAAUGCCGUCGAGAAGCGCAUCAAGCAGUUACAAUUCGACGUCGAUGACCCUCUAGCGCGGAGGGCGGAGGCGAAGCUCGUGGGCAGCGUGCUAGACCUGUCGAGGGCCGAGGAGCCGGAGACGGCGGCGCGGCUCGUGCGGGAGCAGCGCGUCAGUAGCUUUAACGACGCGUUGCGCGCCGCGAAGAUGUUCGCGGACCUCUACAAGGACCCGCGCUUCGCUGAUGCCCGCCGGGAGCUACAGCUUACUCGCGAGGUGCGAAAGCGCCUGCAUAGUGUGUUAGAUGCCGACGAACUUUACGCGCCGGUGCGGCACGUGUCGCGCGGGACGGAGCCGAAGAAGCUCGUCUUGACGUUUAAGAAACAGCGGCGCAAGGACUUCCCGGACUUGUUACGGCUGCUCCCGGACGACGGCGCGGGCGACGCCGACGCGUCACUCCGGGAGAAUUUUCGCGAGGCCGUGCGCUUCGCGGAGAGGGCCUCAGUCGGCGAGGAGAAGAAGUUCGUCUUCGAGGCUCAGCAUCGGCGACGAGUCCACGACUUCUUCGACUGCCCCGAGUACUGGCACGUAUCUCAUCAGACGGUCAAGGACAAGAUCCUCUUCAAGAUCAAGUGGUCGCCGACGGCUGCCGACGAUCCCAUGCGCGCCGUCGCGCACGACCAUCCCGACGGGAUCGCGAAGGAAAUGCUCGACGUCGAAGAGGCCGUCAACAGCGUCGACCGCGCGGCGGGCGCUGCCAACCGCGCGCCGGCGCCCGAGAUCGACGAGCGGCGCGCGGUCGACGACGCGGCGGCUCCGGCGAGACCGCCACGGCCGCCGCGGCGCGAACCUGAACCAUUAAGCGAGAUGGAAGCGCUACGGCGCGCACAGGAAGCUAGCCUCGCCGAGGCGCGCGCGCGCGCCGCCCUCGCGGACAAGUUCGAACAGGACGUCGUGGCGAAUAGUCUAAAAGACGAGCAACGACGCGCCGACCGGGCGCGGACCUUCCGGGAGGUCAACGAUAACUCGGAGCUCAUGGCGCUGGCGGCAUCGCGGGAAGCCUACGAAGCCUACGAACGCGACGAGCUGAAGCGACAGGAACGUGAACUCAGACGCUUCGAGCGCGAGCGGCUCGCGAGGUUACACGGAGUAGGCUACGAGUCCGACGAGGUGAAGGACGAGGAAAAGCUAGAGCGGCGGGCGCGUGACGAGUUAGUCGAAAGAGGAGUGGGAGGCGUGGCGGAGUCGAAAGAGGAGCCGCCGGCCGAGCCGGCCGAGACGACCGAGGAUUUAGGUGCGGCCGUGGCGGCGUCAAUGGCGGAAAGCGAGGCCGACGCGGCGCGGCGCCGCGCGGCAGAAGACGCGGAGAUGGAACGGGCGCUGGCCGAGUCGAAGCGGCCUGCUGCGUCGCUCGCGGCCGAUGCAGCCGUGGCGCCGGCCGAUCUAGAGCGCGGCCUGGACGCGUCGUGCGCUGAGAGCCGCGGCGACGACGGCGACAAGCAACUGCUCGCCGCGCUGGAGCUGAGCGCGCGCGAGGCCUCGGCGCCGGCGCCGGCGGUCGCUGACGAGCCGGAAGAGGACAUCGACGCGGUGCUUGCGGCCUCGCUCGCCGCCGAGGACGCCGAUGCGGCGCGGCGACGCGAGGCCGAGGACGCGGAGUUGGCACGGGCGCUGGCCGCGUCGAGCACGGCUGCGGCGCCGGGCGACGCGGCGGGAGGACUGGCGGCCGAGCUACGCGACGCCGAGGAACAAGCACGCCGGGCUGUCGAGCGCGCGCGCCAGCUCCGCGAAAGGAUCGCAGACAAGGAGAACAUCGCUAGCCAGGCGAAUGAGAUAUCGCGCCUGCGCGACGAGAACCAGAAUCUGCGCAAUCUUCAGCAAAUUGUCGCCGACGGGCUCGGAAGGGUCACGCCCGACGUCGCGCCGACCGGCGACGUCGCGCCUGAUGGAUACGCUCUGGUCGCCGUCGCACUGGCGAACGAGGGUCUCUCGGGUCUGCUCGAGCUGUUCAUCGAGAACGAGAUCGACGACGACGCGCUGGCUCACGUCUCCGUCGAGGACCUCGUCGAGGUGGGCGUGCCGGCCGGCGCGGCGCGGCGCAUCCUGUCUAAGUGAAUCCCAUGUUAUGCGAUCCCCCGUU